UAGGCCAAGCAAGUCGAUUAGAAACCAACGGAAAUGGCUCAGAAACUUAUCCUCUGCUGCACUCUUCUGGGCGUGGCUGCCGCCCAUUAUGUUCCCCACGGUGGAUACGAUCACGGACACGGCGUGGGAUACAGCGUCCAGACACACCACGAGGCUCCCAAGAAGUGGCAGGACCACCACCAGGAACACCAGGCGCACUCCUGGGCUCCCAGCCAGGACCACCACCACCAGCAGUGGGCGCCAGUGGCCUCCCACGACAGCCACCACCAGUGGAGCCACCACGAGGAGCCCAAGCACCACCCCAAGUACGAGUUCGACUACGGGGUGAAGGACACCAAGACCGGGGACAUCAAGCAGCAGUGGGAGACCCGCGAUGGCGACAAGGUCAAGGGCGGGUACACCAUGAAGGAGGCCGACGGACGCACCAGGAUCGUCGAGUACACCUCCGACGCCCACAGCGGAUUCCAGGCAACCGUCAAGCAUGUCGGACACGCCGAUCACUACGAGCACAGCCACGGACACGGACACGGACACGAUUACGGACAUGGACAUGGUCAUGGUCAUGCCACCAGCUACGCGGAUGUGAAGCAGGACACCAGCAGCAAGUGGGAGGACAAGGGUAGCAAGUGGUGGUAAAGGUCGCUCCCCCUAGCGACUAUACAACCUAUGCGGACCACCUUAUUUAUUGUAAAUAGGAAGGACCCAAUUUCAAACUUGGCACAUAGUUGUUUACUGUCUACUAUUUUGUAGACAGAAUUU
Messenger RNA from Drosophila ficusphila, 759 nucleotides. Its product is annotated as histidine-rich glycoprotein-like. Gene Ontology annotation, cellular component: extracellular matrix. The transcript has a single exon. NCBI's taxonomy places the organism in Eukaryota, Metazoa, Arthropoda, Insecta, Diptera, Drosophilidae. Bases 34 to 636 code for a protein of 200 amino acids. The record is from RefSeq and is a predicted model, not a curated record.